AUGGCUACCAAGUCCAGCGCCCUCUCCAUCUUCCAGUUGGUGCCCAGACCUGUGGAUUGGACCCGACUUUGUCGACAAGGCUGGGUUGAGUUCUUGGGAUACGGCAUGGGUCCUCCGAAAGAGUCUUCAUCCAAUCACCCAGGCGCUGUACGCAUGGGCAUGGGGGCACGCGAGGACGGGAUUCAGGUCGGAAGCCGACAUUUUGCUCGUCGUCAUCUGACAGCAAGACAGUCAAAGCGUGAGCCCAUCACUUUUGUCAAGGCACCAGAGAACUUGAGGCCAGACAAGGUCGGCGACACCGAUCCCACUCUGAAUCCGUCCGUGCGGGCUGCAGGAUUCUAUGCACUCCGCCGGCAGUAG
Molecule: messenger RNA, 360 nt
Organism: Trichoderma gamsii
Lineage: Eukaryota; Fungi; Ascomycota; Sordariomycetes; Hypocreales; Hypocreaceae
Exons: 2
Coding region: 1-360 (119 amino acids)
Source: RefSeq, a predicted model, not a curated record